Strongylocentrotus purpuratus (purple sea urchin) is the source of this 1534-nucleotide messenger RNA. RefSeq names its product solute carrier family 15 member 4. Bases 152 to 1453 code for a protein of 433 amino acids. NCBI's taxonomy places the organism in Eukaryota, Metazoa, Echinodermata, Echinoidea, Camarodonta, Strongylocentrotidae. The record is from RefSeq and is a predicted model, not a curated record. Gene Ontology annotation, cellular component: membrane. The transcript has 7 exons. Gene Ontology annotation, biological process: transmembrane transport. Gene Ontology annotation, molecular function: transmembrane transporter activity.
UGGAACUGCGUCCGUCCAAAGUUGCUUCCAUUACAUUUACACGGCCGUGCAGUUUGCCCCUCUACUCGCUCUCACAGGUGUAUCCUUCAUUCAGCUCGAUGUAUCCUUCUUCGUUGGAUACUUGGUGACUUUAGUUGUCAACAUCGUCACCAUGCUGUUCUUCAAGUAUGCCAGGAGCGUGUUUCAACAGACUAGCCCUGACAAGGGCAAAGCAACUGCUUUGGUCGUGACAGCAGCAGGUAAUGCCAUAACGAGCAAAGUUACUGCGACACUAGCAACGGUCUCCUCUUGUUGCCAUUGCAACUGUUGUCCCAACCUCUGCUCUUCCUUACAAAAGAUCGAUGGAGAAAGUGUAGAGCUCCUUAGUGAGAGCGCCCUCAAGUCCACCUCGACAACUGUAGAUGUUGCGGACGUGGAUGAUCCGUCGACCCUGUCAUCAACGGCCAAUCCCACAGGAAGCGCCUCGGUAGACAAAUCCACGUCCAUUUGUCCAGCUCCGACUGCAGUUACAUAUGGUACCCUUGACCUGGACACAACCAUGACAGCGGAGAGCACACAAGGAGCUCUCCCCGAAACGGCCCGCCAUGCUCUGUGGGUCUGCUACGCAAUAAUUCUACUCUCCUGUGAAUUUCCAUACAGUAUCGUGCGAUACCAGGUUACCUCAUCCUUCGUAAGUCAGGCGGAGCGCAUGAAGCCGACCAUUCUGGGCCAAGCUGUCAGUCCAUCCCUCCUAGCGCGAUAUCUCCCCUUGCUAGGGAUCGCGUUCGCUCCUCUCGUUAACACUUACAUCUAUCCAUACGUUAGUAAACGAUUCAUCACAAUGACGACGCUCAAUCGAAUCAUCAUCGGUAUCGCCUUAGCCACCCUGUCUGUCCUGUCUGCCGCCACCGUGGAGACAGCCCGACUGACGUUCAUCGACCGAGGCGAUUUCUUCUUCCAGGAGAUCAACAACCAAACCGUCGUCGCUUCGACCCUGUCACUCGAUUUUCUCAUCCCGCAGUACUUUUUCAUGGGAGUGGCCGAUGUCUUUAUUUUCAUCUCCGGUCUGGAAUUCGCUUUCACGCAGUCUCCGUGCAACAUACAGUCUAUUGUGACGGGAAUCUUCUUGUUCUAUGCGGCAACUGGGCGGAUAGUUGCCAUAUUACUUGUACCUCUCAUAAACACCAUCACGGCAGCUGACCCAUGGUAUCCGUACGAGAUCAACGAUGGACAUCUCAACUACUAUUUCCUCGUCCUGACCGCCAUAAGCCUGACCAAUCUCAUCAUCUUCUUCAUGAUGGAGAAAGGUUACGAGGUCGUCGAUGGAUAUCUAUGCCCGGACGAAGACACAAUUGACGGGUCGACAACGGCGGCGACGACGACGGCGACGACACCCUCUGUAACAAUUUCAGCGAACGCCAAUACAGUUAUGCCUCUCCCUCAACCUGUGUCAUCUAUCACGUCAUCAGCAUAACUUUAUGAAAAUCGAACUGCUCGACAACCAAAAUAAUGAUUAAAGGAAAGCUCGUCAUCUCAUCACGUUCGUGUAUUUUUC